Molecule: messenger RNA, 441 nt
Organism: Pygoscelis adeliae (Adelie penguin)
Lineage: Eukaryota; Metazoa; Chordata; Aves; Sphenisciformes; Spheniscidae
Gene: CDC42EP4
Product: CDC42 effector protein (Rho GTPase binding) 4
Exons: 1
Source: RefSeq, a predicted model, not a curated record
AGUCUGCUCUCCCGCCGCUUCCGCAGCAGCAAGCGCUCGCAGUCGGUGACGCGAGGUGACCGGCGGGACAUGCUGGGUUCGCUGCGGGACUCGGCCCUUUUCGUGAAGAAUGCCGUCUCCCUGCCCCAGCUCAACGAGAAGGAGGUGGACAGGAGCGCAGGGCAGCUGCCCAAGAGCCUCUCCUCCAGCCCCGUCAAGAAGCUGCCUGAGGAGGUGAGCCCCGAAGAGCAGCAGCGCCCAAACGGGGCGACCGCUGGGCCGCUGAGCCCCGGCUUGGACGAGCGCGACUUCGGGGACAUCACGGAGCUGCCCGUUGUGGUGGCCAAGAGCGGGGCGGGCAUGAAGCACGCCGAGUCCAUUAUGUCCUUCCACAUUGACCUGGGGCCCUCCAUGCUCGGGGAUGUCCUGAGCAUCAUGGAUAAGGAGCAGUGGGAGCAGGAC